UUUUUUUUUUUUUAACUCGGCAUUUAAUGAAAUAUUUUGGAGAAACAAACACUAUUUUGUUCGGUUUUGAACGUCGAUGUUUCUGCAAGACGUCCGCGCCUCCGCGCUGCCUCUCGUUCAUCUGGCAGAGGAGAGGAGCCCGCGUCCGGGGACACAAUGAGGCAGGGCGUCCUUGUCCGACACAAUGCAGCAGCAAGAUGCUACGAAGGGAAGACACUGUUUCUCACAGGACCGGGGGACCUUUUGCGCGACUGCAGAGAGAGAGAGAGAGAGCAGCUGAAGAAUGAAGCUUUAGCCUCUGCAUGACAAGCUAUGACCCACACACAGACCAGACCCUAGACAUCCAAGUACAAAGCCAGGACUCAAGAAUGAAGACUAAAUAUGCAAUCGUCUUCAUCUGUAUCGUUGCCCUGGUCAUCAUCGAAAAGGAAAGCAAUAUCCUGUCAAGGGUCUCUGAUAAGCUGAUCCUGAGGCAGACUCCUCAGCAGACCCCGCAGACUCCACUGGAUUACAGCAACACGACACAAAAUGGCUCCCUGACGGUGCUCAAAAUGUUGCUUUCUAAGCUCACUGGUACAAAAGGGAAUUUCUCUGAGGAGCAAGAGGAGGAUGAAUUGGAUGAUUUAGACACGUACAGUUAUAGUGGUGGCCGUAAGCACAUAUUACUCUUGGCCACCACACGAACAGGUUCCUCAUUUGUGGGGGAGUUUUUCAACCAGCACGGGGAGAACAUGUUCUACCUGUUUGAGCCUUUGUGGCAUGUCGAGCGCAUGCUGACCAUGGCCGCAGAGGCAAACAAUGGGACAGUGUUGGCAGGAAUCUACCGGGAUGUACUCCAGGGGCUCUUCUUGUGUGAUUUCUCUCCUCUUGAGAAGUUCAUCUCUCCCCCACCUCAGGACCACGUCACCCCAGCUCUUUUCCGCAGAGAGUCUAGUUUAUCGCUCUGUGAAGAACCUGUCUGCACUCCUGUAAUCAAAGAUGUUUUUGAGAGGUAUCACUGUAAGACCCGUCGCUGUGGGCCGCUGAACUUGACCCUUGCAUCUGAAUCCUGCCUUUCCAAGCAACAUCAUGCCAUUAAGACUGUCCGUGUGCGCCAGCUGGACACAUUACAGCCUUUGGUGGAGGAUCCUCGCCUGGAUGUAAGAGUGAUCCAGCUAGUCCGAGAUCCACGGGCCAUCUUAGCAUCCCGCAUGGUGGCUUUCUCUUCGAAGUACCAGACGUGGAAGGCCUGGGCGCAGGACGGCCAGGUCCCUGAAGAUGAUGAGGAGGUGAAGAGGCUAAAAGGAAACUGUGACCAAAUUAGGAUGUCUGCAGAGGUGGGACUGAGCCAACCUCGCUGGCUGAGGAGCCGCUACAUGUUAGUGCGUUAUGAGGAUAUUGCCCGCUACCCUAUGCAGAAGGCAGAAGAUAUGUACAGGUUCACGGGGAUUCCAUUUAGUCCCCAAGCUAGGGAAUGGAUUCUGAGGAACACCCAGACUACACAGGAGGCUAGUGGGAUUUACUCCACCCAGAAGAACUCAUCAGAGCAGGCAGAGAAAUGGAGGUUUAGCAUUCCAUUUACACUGGCUCAGGUAGUGCAGAGAGUGUGUGGACCCACCAUGAAGCUGUUUGGGUACAAGUUUGUGGAUGAUGAAAAGACACUGAUCAAUAAGUCCAUCAGUUUGCUUGAGGAAAGACUGUUUCACUAGUUUUAAGGUCACACUGCACACGAUGGAUCGGAGCCAGGAAGCAAAGGUUCCAUGAAAGACACAAAAAUGUUUUACUGGUGACAGUAAAUGGGCCAAACAGUUAUAUUCAUAUACUCACCGAUGAUGUGCCUCAUUGUAACAAUGAAGAGCCACUUGCUGAAGAGCAGUAUUUAUUUACAUACGGUUUUCACUGAGUAGCCUAGUACUUAAGCUUUAUGUCAUGCUCUGUGAUUCAUUUAUACGAAAUAAGCAUAGAUAUCAAGGCUGACAGAUUGUCUAAGAUUAUUAUGUAAGAUUUUAUUGAUAGUUGAUUGUAUUUAGAUUUUCAGGGAUAAACUACAGCGAAAGUGAAAGUGAUGUUUUGUUUGUGCUUGUGUGUCUGGAAGAGUGGAUGUUUCUACUCAUAUGGUUAUUAACGCUAGUGCUUAAUACAGCCUAGUUCAACCUGUUUUGUAUGUUCAUAGAUCUGCACUAGACUAGGCAACUGAUAUAAUCAGUUUAGAUUAGAUUAGACCUGAUGUGCAUUGAUAGGGCUUUGCAUACCUGAAUCAGGUAAAGUGAAUGUUGAAUUGUAUUUUGUGGUGUCUUCACGAGGAGUAUUCAUAUCCACUUAAAAGUACACUGUGAAAAUACAGUUUAAUCUCUAAUGUCUUUAACCCAAUGCUAUUUAAAUCACUUCUCUUGGGAUGUAAUUCACGUGAGCAACCAGAAAAUACCAGAAAAAAAAAAAAAAUCUCAAUUAAGAUGGAUAUAAAAUAUAAUACUCAACAAAUAAUACUCAGUAUUCAACAUUCAAGUGCUGUUUCUCGCAGUAGCUAGCCAGUAGCCAUAGUUGUAGUAAUGUAUUUCCCAGCGCUGCUUCUCCACCUCUAAGUAAACAGGCAGUUUGGGUGUCAUUUUACAAAAGCAGCUUCUCUGGUAAUAACCUGCUGCUGUUAAGUGUGUUCAUGGACACAUGAGUGAAAUUGUUGUGGAAGGAGUUUUUAAUUACUUCCCAUUUAAAGCAAUAAAAUAAUCCGAAAUAUUAAGACAUGCAAAAUUCUGUUAUAAGUGUUGAGAUUCUUGUAUAUUGAUGGUUUUGGUGCCAAAUAAUAUAUACAAUGUACUUACGUACUGUAACUGCAUUAAUGUGGCCUGUCACUUAAAUGAAACCCAGGUGCUGUUGCAUUAAAUGUCACUCUUGAUGGUAUAUAAAGGUAUCCACUGUGACUCUAGUUCAAUGGCAGCAUUGUGUUCAGGCUGGCUGAGGCACUGCUGAAACUGCUGUGCUGCUCAUGGAAAAGGGGUAUGCAUUACAGGUACAUAUAGUGGUGGGCUUAGUGUAGAAAACAUAAAUAUGAAUACUGGCAGGCCUUGAGUUGCCCAGACUCUCUACUUGAGAAUUUAAGGCAAAAAGAAUACUGUGAAAUACCAGGUGCAACUGAAACAAUGGUUGCAGUCAGAGUAUGCAUUCAACUAAUUCAGAUACCCAAAGUAGCAAUAAUAAUAUGGGAGCAAUACAGUUUUGCAGUUAUUCCUUUGUCAUAAAGAUAUGUAAACUUUCAGCUGUCCAUCCAUGUGCUCAGCAUGUUCCAGGCAAUUAUCAUUUGGUUAAAGUCUGGCUCAAUACACUACAUCUGUGCCAGGCUAUCACUCCCUUUGAAAUUUUAUACUUAAGUAAAACAAUUAAUGGUUGGAUCAGACUGAGGAUACAGGUGGGCAGUGGGAAAUGGUUAGAGACAUGUCUCUGGAUGUUUUGAUACUUUUCUCUGCUGUGAAAAUGUGUCACCAUUGGAAUGUAUAGCAACCUUAAUAAAUUCAAGAUGACCACAGCUGCUUUUCUUUGCAAACAAGCAAAACCAAGAUCUUAGAGCCUCAUUUUAACACUAUAGAGACUGAAUGUUUGAUACUCAAAAGACUUUUGGUCAAUAAUAAUUUAAAGGAUGAACUCUCAUUGAAGAAGAGGGUAUUGGUUUCAUAGGUUGACAAAGUUAUGAGUUUCUUGUAAACACUGUGUUUACAAGAAACUCAUAACUUUGUCAACCUAUGAAACACUGACUUGCUGUCAUUGUUUACUAUUAAAACUUUUUUGUUUAGUCACUUUCUGGUUAUUCUUGCAGAAGAAACCAAGGGCCUGUGCACAGAUUAUGCUUA
Molecule: messenger RNA, 3821 nt
Organism: Xiphias gladius (swordfish)
Lineage: Eukaryota; Metazoa; Chordata; Actinopteri; Istiophoriformes; Xiphiidae
Gene: chst3a
Product: carbohydrate (chondroitin 6) sulfotransferase 3a
Exons: 4
Coding region: 303-1688 (461 amino acids)
Biological process (GO): N-acetylglucosamine metabolic process; carbohydrate metabolic process
Cellular component (GO): Golgi membrane
Molecular function (GO): N-acetylglucosamine 6-O-sulfotransferase activity; chondroitin 6-sulfotransferase activity
Source: RefSeq, a predicted model, not a curated record